AUGACACACUCCCGCCAAUUCUGACUUGGGAGCGCGAGGCAGGCAGUGGGGUAAACUGAGGGACUAUGUGGGAGAUGCGGAAAGAGAAUACGUUAUGUUUUAUGUGAAAUAAAUUAGAGAUACAGGUUGUUUAGAUAGCAGCAUACUGUUUGGUUUGCUGUCAGGUGCAUUCUCGGUUGAUCACUCAACCUGUACCGUUAUUGUUCCGGAGAAUAUCGCAAACGAGAGGAACCCCGGUUUAGUGGUUGGGAUGUUGGCGGCGGAAAAGCCAUCAAUGGACGGACGUUUGGCAGCAUCGACUCCCCGCAGAAGAGGAAUGGAUGGUAAAUCAAGUAAAAAUGCCAACAAGAAACUUAUCCAAGCUCGUCUCCCAUUUAAGCGCAUGAACCCUGAACCUAAAGAAAACCAACCGCCUAAACGACCCUGUGCACAUGCCUGCCCCAAACCAGGAGACUCGGACAGGGAGAAUGAGAAUGAGUCCGUGGCACUCCCUAUACACAGUGGACCACCCUUGGUUAAUGGUCGUGGGCCCCUUGAUGGCUUCCUGAGCCGUAGGCGCCCUGCCUCCUCAGAUGAGAACAUGGUUAUAGAUCUGACAGCGGACAGCGCUUCGUCUCCUGUAAAGCGCCUUGUGUCACCUGCUACCACCUCUCCCCGCCUCCCUGCAAAAGACAAGCUUCUGGGCAAAGAUAAAACUGCGUCUUCGGAGAAAUCCAGCACUCUUAAAACACACACUUUAGACAGCUCAGUAGUCAACACAGAUGAGGAAGAGGUGGAAGAAGAGGAAGAGGUAGAGGAAGAAGAAGAAGAAGAAGAGGUAGAGGAAGAAGAUGGCAAUCAGACAUCUAUAUCUCAGCUUGACACAACACAGGAUUCUGAAAGUGAGCCAGAGGAGCAGGAUGAGUCAGGAAACAGGUCCAUGCUGUCAACUUCAUCAGUCAGCCCCACAUCUGAAAGCUCACCAGAGAAGUCCAAAAAUGAUGGCCCUACACCCAUUAGUACACCUACAACAGAGCCAAAGACCACCCCCAAGAUACCAUCAGAUCAGAAAAAGAUCAAAAGACGCUCAUUGAAGAAUGUACAAGAAGAAGAGGAGAGGCAUCGGCUGCGGCAGGAGAAAGAACUCCAAAAGGAAGAGGCUAAAGCUGCAAAAGAGAAAAAGAAAGAAGAGGCUCGCAGGCUAAAGGAUGAGAGAGAAAGGGAAAAACGAGAGAAAAAAGAAAAAGAGGAGCGAGAGAAACGAGAGAAAAAAGAGAAGGAGGAUAAAGAAAAGGCAGACAAGUUAAAAGCAAAAGAGGAGCUUCGGAAAUCAAAGCAAGAGGCAAAGCUUGAAGAAAAACGGAAGAAAGAAGAGGAGAAGCAAAUGAAGGAGGAUGAGAAACGGUUGAAAGAAGAGAAGGAUCGCCUGAAAGCGGAGAAAGCUGGGAUUACACGUUUUCUGCAGAAACCCAAGAUCCAACAGGCUCCAAAGACACUUGCAGCUGCAUGUGGGAAGUUUGCUCCAUUUGAGAUAAAAGAACACAUGGCUCUGGCACCACUAUGUCGGGUUCAGUGUGAGGACUCUGUUCUGGAGGAACUGGACCAGUGUUUGUUGAACCCUGCUAAUAACUUGAAUGGACUUAAAGACUGGAUUGGGCAUGCACCCCGCAGCUCAGGACCCACCAAUCCUAGACAGACUGGAUAUUCUCUGUGUUUAACUGUAGAAGUGCCUAAACCAGAUGGUGUGCCGGAUCGUAAACGUUAUGGAUCCAUGAAGCUGCUGCAGUUCCAUGCAAACCACCGUCCAGCAUACUGGGGCACCUGGAGUAAGAAAAGUUCACACAUCUCACCUCGCUGCCCCCUCAGACGAGACAAGGAUGUGUUGGACUAUGAAGUGGACAGUGAUGACGAAUGGGAGGAAGAGGAACCCGGCGAAUCCCUGUCACAUAGUGAAGGGGAAGAUGAGGAGGAAGGAGGUGAAGAUGAUGACGAUGACGACGGCUUCUUUGUUCCUCAUGGCUACCUUUCAGACGAUGAAUGUGCUCUAGAAGCAGAGGAGGGUGGUGACAUGGAGAAGCAGAAACUACGUCAGAAAGUGAAAGCAAGGGAGUGGGAUGAGCUGAUGUCUACCAAGAAGAAGAUGAAGGUGCUGGACCCAGUGGUGAGGGGCUGCGUCUGGGAGGGAGAAGGACCUGGUUUGCAAUUCUUCCAGCAUUAUGCAUUGUGUCUGGUCGAGCCUUUACCCAAGGUAGACAACAGCCCCGGCCCAGAGGAGAUUUCACAGAAGCGCCAGAGGGAAGCACAAUUACUCUGUCGGCUGCUGCCUCUGCUGCACGGCAAUAUGAACAGCAGCAAAGUGAUCAUCACUGAGUUUCAGGAGUUCUGUCGUCAGCAGUCCACUUCCUCCUGCUCAUCACCUCCUGAACUGUCCAGCCCUCAGAGCCCAGCAGAAAACAUCCCCACAAGAAUACAGGUGAAGCGCCUCAUAAAGAGCAAUGCUGUUUAUGAGAAGCGCUCGACCUACAGACGCUGCUGCUGGUACGUGCACACAGAGGUCCUGUCCCGUGUUGGGCAGGAGGCUCUUCCCGUGCCCUGCCACUGGACCUACCUCACCACAGGAGCUCGAGAAGAGUCCCGUGAAGAACCCCAGGUAGCCACAGGCUCUCAGGGAAACUCUCCCACUACCCCACAGACCUCCUCCACCACAUCUUCAUCCUCCAACAAAAGGAAGAGCACAGGCAGCAUGUCAAUUACAAAGUUCAUGAAGAGAUGUACUGACCCCGAGCAGACGGAAGCAAUAGAGGCAGAGGGUUUUCAAGCUGACACUGAGGAAGACGACGAGGAAGACUGUGUCCUCAUCUCCACCCAGAAUGCCCCAAACAGAAAGACCUCCUCCAGUGAUGGAGACAGUGUGAUGGAAGUCACCCCCACUGACACAGCUGCUCUCCCCGUGGCCAGCGCUGCUCCGACACUUGCCACUGCCUGAGGACAGGAUAGGCCGCCUCCACUAACCAAGCGACACCGUUUCCCUCAUAAAUUCUCCUUCCUGGUUCUGAACUCUACUGUGUCCAAGACAGAAUCAAGUCUUCGAGAUGAAGCAGCACACUUUGGUACAGGCAACUCGCUGCAGGUGGAUUCUGCUCAGUAUUAUGAGUACCAUCGCACCUUUUUCUUUUUUCUUUUUUAAUGAGUCAGGAGUCAUCUUGCCUGUAAAAUUUAGUUGUGCAUAAAAUCAGGAGUGUGACUUGAUUAUGGAGGGCAGUUUUGUCCAAUUUUCAUUAUGUCGGGCAUGUUUGGCAUUGGCCUCUAAAGACUCACAGCACUGCUUUAGCAACAGCAGAUUGGGUUGGGCAGAGGGAGGAAGAGCAGAACAGAAAUGUCCAAUGUACAGGAGGAAGCAUCCAAGAAAUCAAAAUCGGCAUUCUUUACAGUUCUUGAAAUGUUGAAUUCAUGAAGAUUAUUGGAUAUCUUCUAGUAUAAAUGUAUGUGUGUGUGUGUGUGUGUGUGUGUGUGUAUGUGUGUAUAUAUAUAUAUAUAGUUUACCAGAAAUAAGAGUUGGGAAAUGAGAGGCUAUAAGUCCAUCUGUACAUUUCCCUUCAAUUUCAAUGGGUGCAUUUAUUCUGCAAUUUCUAACUCUGACAACUCACUGGAGUAGUUGCUAGAUAGGUCCAGUUCCACAAUGUUUUAUAAAUAUGUAUUUUUUUCAACAAUACUUGAACUGCAUAAGUUCAUUAAACAUGAAUAAAAGUACUGCACUUUUAUAUUCCA
This is a messenger RNA of Cottoperca gobio, 3747 nucleotides long. It is a transcript of the gene chaf1a, whose product is annotated as chromatin assembly factor 1, subunit A (p150). The transcript is spliced from 16 exons. The coding region runs from base 251 to 2965 and encodes 904 amino acids. Gene Ontology annotation, cellular component: CAF-1 complex; nucleus. NCBI's taxonomy places the organism in Eukaryota, Metazoa, Chordata, Actinopteri, Perciformes, Bovichtidae. The record is from RefSeq and is a predicted model, not a curated record. Gene Ontology annotation, biological process: nucleosome assembly.